Messenger RNA from Lytechinus variegatus (green sea urchin), 7686 nucleotides. RefSeq names its product pre-mRNA-processing-splicing factor 8 (gene prpf8). Gene Ontology annotation, cellular component: U5 snRNP; catalytic step 2 spliceosome. Gene Ontology annotation, biological process: mRNA splicing, via spliceosome; spliceosomal tri-snRNP complex assembly. NCBI's taxonomy places the organism in Eukaryota, Metazoa, Echinodermata, Echinoidea, Temnopleuroida, Toxopneustidae. The transcript is spliced from 44 exons. Gene Ontology annotation, molecular function: U1 snRNA binding; U2 snRNA binding; metallopeptidase activity. Bases 115 to 7182 code for a protein of 2355 amino acids. The record is from RefSeq and is a predicted model, not a curated record.
GCGAGAUCGAGAGUGGUCAAUGAAGUCGCGCGCCCUCUGUGUUUGGUAACACUUGCGUUGCGUCUUGUUCGAGAUUACGAAAGAAGCCUAAAAGUCGCUGCUUUGUGAGAAACCAUGGCAGGAGCACCCCCAGGAUUCAUACUGGGGAUGCACCCCAUGGCCUACGCGCAGCCCCAACAGGUCAUGCAACAACAACAGCAACAGCAGCAGCAGCCGGUCAAACAGGUGCAACAACAAGUACCCAGUUACAUGUCAGAGGAGAAGCUCCAAGAAAAGGCUCGUAAGUGGCAGCAGCUUCAGUCGAAACGUUAUGCUGAGAAACGCAAGUUUGGAUUCGUUGAUGCUCAGAAGGAGGACAUGCCCCCGGAACAUGUGAGGAAAAUCAUUCGUGAUCAUGGUGACAUGACCAACAGAAAGUUCCGUCAUGACAAAAGAGUCUAUCUCGGGGCCCUGAAAUACAUGCCCCAUGCUGUACUGAAACUGAUGGAAAAUAUGCCCAUGCCAUGGGAGCAGAUCCGAGAUGUUUCCGUCCUUUACCAUAUCACUGGGGCUAUUUCAUUUGUCAAUGAAGUCCCCAGGGUGAUUGAGCCAUGCUACAUAGCACAAUGGGGUACCAUGUGGAUCAUGAUGAGGAGGGAGAAGCGUGAUCGACGUCACUUUAAGAGGAUGCGUUUCCCGCCAUUCGACGAUGAGGAACCUCCCUUGGACUAUGCUGACAACGUGCUUGACGUGGAACCCCUGGAACCAAUCCAGAUGGACUUGGACCCAGAAGAAGACUCCCCGGUCUAUGAGUGGUUCUAUGAUCACAAGCCCCUAAUUGACUCCAAGAUGGUCAACGGCACCAGCUACAAGUCAUGGAAUCUGACCUUGCCUGUCAUGUCGACCCUCUACCGUCUGGCCAACCAACUCCUCACUGAUCUGGUGGAUGACAAUUACUUCUAUCUGUUUGAUCUCAAGUCCUUCUUCACUUCCAAGGCUCUCAAUAUGGCCAUCCCUGGUGGACCCAAGUUUGAACCUCUGGUCAGGGAUGCAAACCUGCAGGAUGAGGAUUGGAACGAGUUCAAUGAUGUCAACAAGAUCAUCAUCCGACAGCAGAUCAGGACUGAAUACAAGAUAGCCUUCCCAUACCUCUACAACAAUCUACCCUACUACGUUCAUCUGACAUGGUACCAUACACCACCUGUUGUCUUCAUCAAAACAGAAGAUCCUGAUCUACCUGCCUUCUACUUUGAUCCUCUCAUCAACCCUAUUUCUCACAGACAUGCUGUCAAGAACGCAGAGCCUCUUCCAGAUGAUGACGAGGAGUUUGAGCUGCCAGACUACGUCCAGCCAUUCCUACAGGAGCGUCCCCUGUACACAGAUAAUACAGCCAAUGGCAUUGCCUUACUCUGGGCUCCAAGACCUUUUAACCUGAGGUCAGGCAGGCACAGGAGAGCCAUGGACAUUCCUCUUGUUAAGACAUGGUAUCGUGAGCAUUGUCCCAGCGGUCAGCCUGUCAAGGUGCGUGUCUCAUACCAGAAGCUCCUCAAGAUCUAUGUCCUCAAUGCUCUCAAACACAAACCACCAAAGUCACAGAAAAAGAGGUACCUGUUCCGCUCGUUCAAAGCCACCAAGUUCUUCCAGUCGACGAGUCUUGACUGGGUAGAGGUUGGUCUUCAGGUGUGUCGUCAGGGGUACAACAUGCUCAAUCUCCUGAUCCACAGAAAGAACCUCAACUACCUUCAUCUUGACUACAACUUCAACCUGAAGCCUGUCAAAACACUCACAACCAAGGAACGUAAAAAGUCCCGUUUUGGAAAUGCUUUCCAUCUCUGUCGUGAAAUCCUACGCCUUACCAAACUUGUUGUAGACAGUCACGUGCAGUACAGACUGGGCAACGUCGAUGCUUUCCAGUUGGCAGAUGGAAUUCAGUACAUCUUUGCUCAUGUUGGUCAGCUUACUGGGAUGUACCGCUACAAGUAUAAGCUGAUGAGACAGAUCAGGAUGUGUAAAGAUCUCAAACAUGUCAUCUACUACAGAUUCAAUACAGGACCAGUUGGUAAAGGGCCAGGAUGCGGUAUCUGGGCGGCUGGAUGGCGUGUCUGGGUAUUCUUCAUGCGCGGGGUCACCCCUCUGCUGGAACGCUGGUUAGGCAACCUCCUCUCCAGGCAGUUUGAAGGACGUCAUUCCAAGGGUGUCACCAAGACCGUCACCAAACAGAGGGUGGAGAGUCACUAUGAUCUGGAGCUUCGUGCAUCAGUGAUGCAUGACAUCAUUGAUAUGAUGCCUGAAGGUAUAAAGCAGAACAAAGCAAGGACUAUCCUGCAACAUCUGAGUGAAGCAUGGAGAUGCUGGAAGGCUAAUAUCCCUUGGAAGGUACCAGGCCUUCCCACCCCCAUUGAGAACAUGAUCCUGAGGUUUGUGAAGUCCAAGGCAGACUGGUGGACAAACACGGCUCACUACAACCGCGAGAGAAUCCGACGUGGGGCUACAGUAGAUAAGACUGUAUGCAAGAAGAACCUAGGAAGGCUCACCAGGCUCUAUCUCAAGGCAGAGCAGGAAAGGCAGCAUAACUAUCUGAAGGAUGGUCCAUACAUCACUGCUGAGGAGGCCGUUGCCAUUUACACCACCACUGUCCACUGGCUUGAGAGCCGUCGCUUCUCACCCAUCCCCUUCCCUCCCCUCUCCUACAAACAUGACACCAAACUACUCAUCCUGGCUCUGGAGAGAUUGAAGGAAGCAUACAGUGUGAAAAGUCGUUUGAACCAAUCUCAGAGAGAGGAACUCGGUCUCAUAGAACAGGCCUAUGACAACCCUCAUGAAGCCCUCAGUAGAAUCAAACGUCAUCUCCUUACUCAGCGUGCUUUCAAAGAGGUUGGUAUAGAAUUCAUGGAUCUAUACAGUCAUCUGAUCCCAGUCUAUGAUGUAGAACCCUUGGAGAAGAUCACCGAUGCCUACCUUGAUCAGUAUCUAUGGUAUGAAGCUGAUAAGAGACGUCUCUUCCCUCCUUGGAUCAAGCCGGCUGAUACUGAACCUCCUCCACUCCUAGUCUACAAGUGGUGUCAAGGCAUCAACAAUCUACAGGAUGUGUGGGACAUGUCAGAAGGAGAGUGUAACGUGAUGAUGGAAUCCCGCUACGAGAAGCUCUACGAGAAGAUAGAUCUGACUCUACUCAACAGGUUACUGCGUCUCAUCGUAGAUCACAACAUCGCUGAUUACAUGACGGCCAAGAACAAUGUUGUCAUCAAUUACAAGGACAUGAAUCACACCAAUUCCUAUGGUAUCAUCCGAGGGCUCCAGUUUGCAUCCUUCAUUGUGCAGUUCUACGGUCUGGUACUGGACCUGUUAGCACUCGGUCUACACAGAGCCAGUGAGAUGGCUGGACCACCGCAGAUGCCUAAUGACUUCUUACAAUUCCAGGAUGUUGUGACAGAGACUAACCAUCCCAUCCGACUGUAUUCACGCUACAUCGAUAAAGUUCAUAUCUUCUUUAGGUUUACGGCCGAAGAAGCACGUGAUCUGAUCCAACGCUACCUGACGGAGCAUCCAGACCCUAACAAUGAAAACAUUGUGGGUUAUAACAACAAAAAAUGCUGGCCAAGGGAUGCCAGGAUGAGACUUAUGAAACAUGAUGUCAAUCUGGGACGUGCUGUCUUCUGGGACAUGAAGAAUCGCCUUCCUCGCUCCAUCACCACCUUCCUAUGGGAGCAGAGCUUUGUCUCUGUCUACAGCAAAGACAAUCCUAACCUGCUCUUCAACAUGAGUGGAUUUGAGUGUCGCAUCCUACCAAAGUGCCGUACCACAAGUGAUGAGUUCACACACAAGGAUGGCAUCUGGAACCUACAGAAUGAAGUAACUAAGGAACGCACAGCCCAGUGUUUCCUGCGAGUAGAUGAUGAAUCGUUGCAGAGGUUCCACAACAGAGUCAGACAGAUCCUGAUGGCUUCAGGUUCAACUACAUUCACUAAGAUUGUGAACAAAUGGAACACGGCCCUGAUUGGUCUGAUGACCUACUUCAGAGAGGCUGUGGUCAACACCCAGGAACUCCUGGACCUUCUGGUCAAGUGUGAGAACAAGAUCCAGACCCGUAUCAAGAUCGGUCUGAACUCCAAGAUGCCCAGCAGAUUCCCACCGGUGGUCUUCUACACACCCAAAGAGUUGGGAGGGCUGGGGAUGUUGUCCAUGGGGCAUGUCCUCAUUCCUCAGUCGGAUCUCAGGUGGUCCAAGCAGACAGAUGUUGGCAUCACUCACUUUAGGUCUGGUAUGAGCCAUGAUGAAGAUCAGCUCAUUCCCAAUCUCUACCGCUACAUCCAACCGUGGGAGAGUGAGUUCAUAGACUCACAGAGAGUGUGGGCCGAGUAUGCGCUCAAAAGACAAGAAGCUAAUGCUCAAAAUAGACGUCUGACCCUUGAGGACUUGGAAGACUCGUGGGAUCGAGGAAUCCCUCGCAUCAAUACCCUCUUCCAGAAGGACAGACACACACUAGCCUAUGACAAGGGCUGGAGAGUUAGGACAGACUUCAAACAGUUCCAGGUCCUGAAGCAGAAUCCAUUCUGGUGGACCCAUCAGCGCCAUGAUGGUAAACUAUGGAACCUGAAUAACUACAGGACAGACAUGAUCCAGGCUCUAGGAGGGGUAGAAGGUAUUCUUGAACAUACUCUCUUCAAGGGAACCUACUUCCCAACAUGGGAAGGUCUUUUCUGGGAGAAGGCCAGUGGCUUUGAAGAAUCUAUGAAAUACAAGAAGUUGACCAAUGCGCAGAGAUCCGGUUUGAACCAGAUCCCUAACAGAAGGUUCACUCUCUGGUGGUCGCCUACCAUUAACAGGGCUAAUGUAUAUGUGGGUUUCCAGGUACAGCUUGAUCUGACUGGUAUCUUCAUGCAUGGCAAGAUUCCAACCCUCAAGAUCUCACUCAUCCAGAUCUUCAGGGCUCACUUGUGGCAGAAGAUCCAUGAAAGUGUGGUCAUGGACUUGUGUCAGGUGUUUGAUCAAGAGCUUGAUGCCCUAGAGAUUGAGACUGUCCAGAAGGAAACCAUCCAUCCCAGGAAGUCCUACAAGAUGAACAGCUCCUGCGCUGAUAUCCUUCUCUUUGCUGCUUACAAGUGGAAUGUCUCCAGACCCUCCCUCCUAGCUGACACCAAGGAUACCAUGGACAGUACCACGACACAGAAGUACUGGAUCGAUGUCCAACUGAGAUGGGGUGACUAUGAUUCCCAUGAUGUGGAACGUUAUGGUAGAGCAAAGUACCUGGACUACACCACAGACAACAUGAGUAUCUACCCUUCACCUACUGGGCUUCUCAUUGCAAUUGACCUUGCCUAUAAUCUGCAUAGUGCAUUCGGUAACUGGUUCCCGGGAUGCAAGCCUCUGAUCCAGCAAGCCAUGGCAAAGAUCAUGAAGGCAAACCCCGCCCUCUAUGUCCUUCGAGAGAGAAUCAGAAAGGGUCUUCAGUUGUACUCCUCGGAACCCACUGAGCCGUACCUGUCCUCCCAGAACUACGGAGAACUCUUCUCCAACCAGAUCAUCUGGUUUGUGGAUGAUACCAAUGUGUACAGGGUCACCAUUCAUAAGACCUUCGAGGGUAACUUGACAACCAAGCCCAUCAACGGAGCCAUCUUCAUCUUCAACCCUAGGACUGGUCAACUCUUCCUCAAGAUCAUCCACACUUCCGUGUGGGCAGGACAGAAACGUCUUGGUCAGCUUGCCAAAUGGAAGACUGCAGAAGAAGUGGCUGCCCUGAUUAGGUCCUUACCCGUUGAGGAACAACCUAAGCAGAUCAUUGUUACCAGGAAAGGCAUGUUGGACCCUCUGGAGGUUCACUUGCUGGAUUUCCCUAACAUCGUCAUCAAGGGCAGUGAGUUGCAGCUUCCCUUCCAGGCUUGUUUGAAGGUUGAGAAGUUUGGAGAUCUGAUCUUGAAGGCUACAGAGCCUCAGAUGGUGCUCUUCAAUCUCUAUGAUGAUUGGCUCAAGACCAUCUCCUCCUACACAGCCUUCUCACGUCUGAUCCUGAUCCUGAGAGCACUACAUGUCAACAAUGACCGCACCAAGGUAAUCCUCAAGCCAGACAAGACCACAAUAACUGAACCACAUCACAUCUGGCCUACACUUACUGAUGAAGAAUGGAUCAAGGUCGAAGUGGCCCUCAAGGACCUCAUCUUGAAUGAUUAUGGAAAGAAGAACAAUGUGAACGUAGCCUCCUUGACGCAGUCUGAGAUCCGUGAUAUCAUCUUGGGUAUGGAGAUCUCUGCACCAUCCCAGCAACGUCAGCAGAUCGCUGAGAUUGAGAAGCAGACCAAGGAACAAUCUCAGCUUACGGCCACUACAACCAGGACCGUCAAUAAACAUGGUGACGAAAUCAUCACCUCCACCACCAGCAACUACGAAACCUCAACGUUCUCCUCCAAGACGGAGUGGCGUGUCAGGGCCAUCUCAGCCACCAACCUUCAUCUCAGGACAAACCACAUCUACGUGUCAUCCGAUGACAUCAAGGAAACGGGCUAUACCUACAUCCUGCCCAAGAACGUCCUCAAGAAAUUCAUCAUUAUAUCAGACUUGAGAGCACAGAUUGCGGGCUACCUGUAUGGAGUGUCUCCCCAGGACAACCCUCAGGUCAAAGAGAUCCGAUGCAUCGUGAUGGUACCUCAGUGGGGCACCCAUCAGACCGUUCAUCUACCCAACCAGCUUCCUGACCAUGAAUUCCUCAAGGAGAUGGAGCCACUUGGUUGGAUCCACACCCAACCCAAUGAGCUUCCACAGCUCUCGCCUCAAGACGUCACUACCCACGCUAAGAUCAUGGCCGAUAAUCCCAUGUGGGAUGGAGAGAAGACGGUCAUCAUCACAUCCAGCUUCACACCAGGGUCAUGCUCCUUGACUGCCUACAAGCUAACUCCGAGUGGUUACGACUGGGGUAGACAGAACACAGACAAGGGCAACAACCCCAAGGGGUACAUGCCAUCCCACUACGAGAGGGUUCAGAUGCUGCUCUCCGAUCGGUUCCUGGGCUUCUUCAUGGUCCCUGCUCAAGGCUCCUGGAACUACAACUUCAUGGGUGUGAGGCACGACCCCAACAUGCGAUUCGACCUCCACCUGGCCAACCCCAAAGAGUUCUACCACGAGGUGCAUCGACCGUCUCACUUCCUCAACUUCAGCUCCCUAGAGGAUGUGGACAACAUGAACAGCGAUAGAGAGGAUCUCUUCAAGUAGAGGAUAUAGGUAUCUCAUCGAGGGAUUACACCAUCAGUGGCCUGUUUCUGAAAGAUUAGCAAUCAAACGCAACUUCACAAAUCAUAUGCAACUUGAUUUUCAACCGAUCAGAGACAUGUGUUUGUGACUAGCGCAUGAUAUUUUUUUCUGUUGCAGGCCCCCAGAGUUGCCAACUUCCUGGAAAUUGAAAGAUACAGGUGCAAAAAAUUAUUGAAUAUUGAGUAUUACCCAGAUUCAUACGUUUAUUGCAUCCUGUGGAGUGUGUGUAAUUGAUAAAUUUUCUCCUGAAUUCUCUGUCAAAUCUCCCCAAAAGGUUGAUAUCACAGUUUUCAGCAUGAUAGCUCUCACUGAAACCUUGCUAGACAUAUACGUUUUGCAGUGCCAGAUCCAAGGGACAUGUCAUCCCUUCCUCCUUUUUUUUUUUUUGGAAAUGGCUCAUAUUUUGGCUUCACUCAUCAGUCAGCCAAUGAUGUGAGGUCACUUCUUUUGAAAACGAUGGUACUU